Molecule: messenger RNA, 1203 nt
Organism: Aureobasidium melanogenum CBS 110374
Lineage: Eukaryota; Fungi; Ascomycota; Dothideomycetes; Dothideales; Saccotheciaceae
Exons: 1
Coding region: 1-1203 (400 amino acids)
Source: RefSeq, a predicted model, not a curated record
AUGUCCACUUCGUCAUCAGAAUGCCCUACCUCUCCUGUUGCAACGCCGACCCUGUUCCCUGAUCUCAAAAAGUCAAUCAGAGACAUGAGUCUUCAGGAGCUGAACGAUCUAUCCGAAGACGAUUGCACACGUGUAGCUCGAUUCCAUGAGGCAUCUCGUCAAGCAAGCACCCCCGAAACUCGGAAAUCUCGCUCGUCCGCCCCAGCUAUCAUCCUACGGACACUGGUGACCCUCGCUGUCGUCCUUUUGCCUCUCGCCAUUUGCUUGCGUCUGAAGUUCGCGAGUCAUUGGUUCGGCGAUGCUCGAGUCGAUUCCAGUCCCAAUAAAGGUUCUAUUUGUGGACGGGGCUCAACACUCGGAUGGAGUCACAAGCCUGUGGUAUCGCCUUCAUGUCGAGUCGCUAGGAAGUUCGAAAUCGAUCCUGGCAGUCCGGCAGUUGCGUUCUGGGUACUGGAUUGUGAAGUUCCUGGGUUCGGAGCAACACUGGAUGCCAACCAUCAUCGCACUGUGGAUGCUGUCAGAGCCUUGACACAUAUUCCUGAUCAUAUUUCCCAAGCCCAAGCCCUGAUACACAGGUUUCAUCGCGACCUUGGUACCCUGGCGAUUAGAUACGAGUUUCCCAUCAGCCCUGAAUCCAUAUCCGCGUCGACGAUGGAUCUGCUGAUCGACGCCAUGGCCAGCUACUACAUUCAUGUCCACAGAAUGUUUUGUCACAUACGUGAUACAUCCACCGACACACUCAAUUCUGAAGCACGAGUGGCACCGUUUACCUUGACAUGGUACAACAACAAAAUCUACCACGACGUCGAGGAAAGCAUUUCCGUCCUCGAAACAGUUGAGACGAUCAUUCGAGGCAGGCAGACUGAAUGUCGAAAGAUCAUGUGGAUGAGCUACAUGUCCAUGCCAUCAGACGUCGUCCUCUCACAUGCCGAAUGGAAUCUAACCACUGAGCUGCACAACAUCCUAGAUGAAGCUCUGAGCUUGCUCGAACAGGUUGACGAGGCCAUUAAGACUGCAAGUGCAAUUAUGAAAGCCGUUGAGCGAGAGAUGAUUGUGAUUGACUCAGAUUCGGAAGGAGUGCACAGAGUCAACCACACACAGAUCAGUAACCUUCUCGUCGACGUGGAAGAGACCUCAAAGCUAUCCUCGGGUCUGGUAGCACGAAUAGAGCACCUCUGGGGAAACUCAACAUUCAACAAAUAG